AUGGCCGAGGCACUCAAACUGGAAGUCAAAGAGAAUGCUCAUCGUCGUCGCAGCGCACCGUUUCUGAGUAGUAGCGAACGCGUGUCGCCCGCAACUGCCAUCAAUGGAGACUGCGUCAUGCUGCCACCCCAGACACCAAGGGCUUCAGCGUCUCCAACGUGCAACUUGCUAGUUGGUAGCGCAGGAACGACUCCUCAUUCGUUGGCGAGGUUGCGCCAGAGGGGCCCAGAUUGCACGCUCGCGGGCAAGGAGACACGAGAGCGUUUGGCGAUCGGACGUUCGGAUGCGAUCCUCGUCAUGUUCUACCUCGAGAAUCUGUUCCCGUUCUUGUUCCCUUUCUACCGCCCGUCGCUGCUGCAGGGUGGUCGGACAUGGAUCCUGGAGAUGAUGAUCAGCAGUCCGGUCGUGAAGCAGGCACUUUUAUGCCAGAGCUCUUAUUUCCUGUCGCUGGCACAAGGGGCAGCGAAUUGGGAGAAGGUUCUCGAGCAGACAAGAGAUGCGUUCGAGGUACUGAGAUUAUCACUUCAGGUGAUUAGUGACGCAGGCGUGAUGGAGCAUUUGCACGGUACGGUACGCAUCCUAGCCAGCAUUAUGCAAGUGCAAAGGUUUGAAGUAGCCGUUCUGAGCUUCAACAACUGCCAGGCACACUUGAACGCCGCACUAGCACUCUUCAUGCAGCUUCUCGAGAGCGUCGACGCCAUGACACCAGUAUGUCCCAGCUCAAGCUUCAAUGCAGUCUUGGAUCGUCUAAACCCCACCACACUGAUCGAUCCAGCCGAGAUAUUUCAAGCCCCCAUCGCAGAACAAGCAGCAUUUCGCUUCUCUUCUGCCCUCCUUAUCCUGGACGACAUCAUCGCGGCCACCAUUCUUCAACAACAGCCUCGCCUAUACAGCUAUCAUCGGAGCCUGCUCUAUACACCCAGUAGCUCCGAAGCCGUCAUCAACCUCGAGGAAACAGUAGGGUGUCAGAAUUGGGCACUCCUCUAUGUCGGCGAGAUAGCCACCCUCGAUGCAUGGAAGCAACAAUCCCAUCGCGCAGGAAGCCUCGACGUUAUGGAGCUGGUCCGGCGCGCCACAGCCAUAAAGGCUUCUGUUGAAGAAUAUAUUUUGCAGCUUGAUAAUGACCCCAUGAGCCCUUCCAAUGAAGGGUCGAGCUUGCUAGAGAUGUUCGCUUCGGACUUUGGACAUCAACGGAGAACACCAACGCGCCAAACUAUCCUCGCGACCCGUGUCUGGGCACACGCAGCACUCUUGUAUUUGUUUGUCGUUGUGUCGGGAUGGCAGCCGGCGAGCUUGGACGUCCGAUAUCACGUUGGAAAGAUCAUCGAGCUACUGACGCAGCAGAUUGUGCCGCCAGCGUUGCUGCGCUCCAUGGUAUGGCCGUUCUGCGUGGCGGGCUGUCUGGCGGCGCCGGAGCAGGAAGCGCAAUUGCGGGAAAUGGUUCAAGCACUACAACCUCCAAGCGUGUUCGGUACGGUUCGUAAAGCAUUGGAAGUUAUGGAAAGUGUGUGGUCAAAAAGGCGCGCAGGCGAUACGGAAAUCAGGGAUCUGGCGACGUGUUUCAGGAGUCAAGGAGACUUGGUGUUGUUAGUCUAG
Molecule: messenger RNA, 1596 nt
Organism: Alternaria alternata
Lineage: Eukaryota; Fungi; Ascomycota; Dothideomycetes; Pleosporales; Pleosporaceae
Exons: 1
Coding region: 1-1596 (531 amino acids)
Biological process (GO): positive regulation of transcription by RNA polymerase II
Cellular component (GO): nucleus
Molecular function (GO): DNA-binding transcription factor activity; transcription cis-regulatory region binding
Source: RefSeq, a predicted model, not a curated record